GUUGUCAAGGUGAACAAGCUGCUGAGCGUAGUUCCCUUCAAAGGCAGAUACUCUCCAGAGACAGGAGACCAUCUAGUGGGCAGAAUUAUUGAUGUUGGACAGAAAAGAUGGAAAGUGGACAUUGGAGGUGAACAUGACGCGGUGCUUAUGCUGGGAUCGGUGAACCUGCCCGGAGGUAUUCUGCGAAGGAAAUCCGAGAGCGACGAACUACAGAUGCGUAAUUUUUUAAAAGAAGGCGACCUGCUAAACGCCGAGGUGCAAUCGCUGUUUUCGGACGGCAGCGCCUCCCUGCAUACCCGCUCACUGAAAUACGGGAAACUUCGAAACGGGGUGUUUGUUGCGGUGCCUUCGAAACUGAUUGUGAGAGCGAAAAACCAUUCUCACGACUUACCCGGGAAUGUGAGCAUCAUUUUGGGUGUGAACGGCUACUGCUGGAUCUACAAAACUCCGCUUUCUUCUGCUGCAGAUCAUUCUGCUUCCACGGCUAAGACUAAUGCAGAGUUGUCUUCUGCGGCUUCCGGUUAUUAUCAGCCCGGACAAGGUAGUGUAUCAAUCACGAGAUUGGAACAGGAGUCGUCGUGGGACAUUUACAGCGACAAGAACGACGCGCUCUCGGCCAGCAUCAAGGACACCAUAUCGAGAUACAAGAACUGUUUGCUGAGCUUGAGCCAGUGCAACAUCGGAAUCAACGAGGUGCGGCUGGUGAGGGCGUACGAAAUUAGUUUAGGGUACGGCGAUACAAACUUACUAUUUCGGGAAGAUGUUAGGCAGUCGCUUGGCGAAGACGUGAUCGCGCAAGAAAAAAUGCGAGGGGCAGGGUAAACGGGGAAUUUUUGGAGAAAUGUAUUUCCGCAACUUUCUCAUAUUUCUCGAAUUUGGAUGAUAUAUUAUGUCUUUUAGACAAGCAAAAAGAUUUGGCCAAAUCGGAGCCUGUUCAGCUAUAGCGCUGACUCUGGGAGGCCUUUAUGUACAAACCGCACACAACGAAACGCUUGUGGACUACAAGAGCAAGUUCCCGCCCAUCGUGACCGACGUAGAAAAGCCCCCCGCAAGAAAAGACUUGCUGGAAAAACUGGGGAAACCUGUCAGCACUCCAGCCGAAAAUUUUUCCGCCAGGGAUGCCACCUCCAAGUUUGACCUGAUCAUUGUCGGCGGAGGCGCCACGGGUACUGGUGCUGCCCUGGACGCUACUCUCCGCGGUUUGAAUGUUUUGUUGCUCGAGAAGAAUGAUUUUGCUUCUGGAACAUCGUCCAAAUCCACCAAGAUGGCACAUGGAGGUGUCCGGUACUUAGAAAAGGCCAUUUUCCAGCUUUCCAAGGCCCAGCUUGACCUUGUCAUUGAAGCCUUGAAUGAGAGAGCUUCCAUUUUAAACAACGCGCCUCAUCUGGCUCACUGUCUUCCUAUUGCCAUUCCCGUUUACAAAUACUGGCAAAUGCCAUACUUUUAUGCUGGCUGCUUGCUGUAUGACCUGUUUGCAGGUUCUCAGAACCUGAGAUUUUCCUACAUGAUGACCAAGAACCGUCUGUUGGACAAACACCCACAAUUGGACCCAGAAGGUCUUGUUGGUGGACUUGUUUACCACGACGGUCUGUUUAAUGACUCUCGGAUGAACGUUACCCUUGCCUUGACUGCAAUCCACAAUGGCGCUACUGUCUUGAACUACAUGGAGGUCAAGCAGAUCUUGAAGAACGAGCAAGGAAGGAGCAAGGGUGUGCGCGUCGUCGACUCUGAGACCAAUAAUGAAUACUUGGUUGCUGCCGAUGCCAUCAUCAGUGCUACGGGCCCUUACUCUGACGCACUGUUGUCCAUGGAUGAGUCGCCAUCCGGUCUGCCAGAUCCUGAGAUUUUGAAACGCCCAAAGAUGGUGGUUCCUUCUGGCGGUGUUCACAUCGUUCUUCCAGAAUGGUACUGCGCCAGAGACAUGGGAUUGCUUGAUGCUUCGACAUCCGACGGACGUGUGAUGUUUUUCUUGCCAUGGCAAGGAAAGGUUCUGGCAGGAACCACUGACGUUCCCCUAGACAAGAUUCCAGAGAACCCUGUUGCUACAGAGGUUGAGAUUAAUGAUAUUCUGAAAGAGCUGCAGCAUUAUGUUAAGUUCGAGGUUAAAAGAGAAGAUGUUUUGAGUGCAUGGUGUGGUGUCAGACCGCUUGUCAGAGACCCUAAGAAGGUGCACGCAGGCAACAUCAACUCCACCCAGGGACUUGUUAGAAACCACUUGAUUUAUCACUCGCCUAAUGGACUAAUUACCAUCUCUGGCGGUAAAUGGACAACUUAUAGAGAAAUGGCAGAGGAGGUCAUCAAUGAGGUCAUCAAGGACACUCCCGAGUUCCAAACCAAACCUCUGAAGCCUUGUUCCACCAGAAACCACAAGCUCGUUGGAGCCGUCAAUUACGACGACUCUUUGUCUGCUAGACUGGCACAGCUUUAUAAACUGACGGACAAAAUGGCCAUCCAUCUGGCUAGCAAUUAUGGAGACCGUGCUGCUAUGAUUAUUGGUAUGUUCAAGGACCCUCGGAAUGCUGAGCCUUUGGGUCUGACUAACCCGCCAACGUAUGCCAACUUCGAUCAUCCGUUCACUAGAGCAGAGCUACGUUACUCGAUGGCAUAUGAGUAUGCCAGACGGCCUCUGGACUUUUUGGCCAGACGGUGUAGACUGGCCUUCUUGGACUCCAAGAUGGCGUUACAAUGUGUUGACGAAGUUGCCGACAUUAUGGCCGAGGAGUACGGCUGGAGCAAGGAGCUCAAAAAACAAUACAUCGACGAGGCAGUUCACUACAUUGAACAUAUGGGAUUGGAGCCUAACGCUGAUCCAUAUGGAAAGUUAUAAAUAUUUUGCGACGGUUCGUUAGAUAGUGCUAUAUAAGUUCCUAAGAUUGAUGAACUCUUC
This is a messenger RNA of Ogataea polymorpha, 2887 nucleotides long. RefSeq lists its product as uncharacterized. NCBI's taxonomy places the organism in Eukaryota, Fungi, Ascomycota, Pichiomycetes, Pichiales, Pichiaceae. The coding region runs from base 890 to 2827 and encodes 645 amino acids. Gene Ontology annotation, cellular component: glycerol-3-phosphate dehydrogenase (FAD) complex; mitochondrion. Gene Ontology annotation, molecular function: glycerol-3-phosphate dehydrogenase (quinone) activity. The record is from RefSeq and is a predicted model, not a curated record. Gene Ontology annotation, biological process: glycerol-3-phosphate metabolic process. The transcript has a single exon.